Otolemur garnettii (small-eared galago) is the source of this 2572-nucleotide messenger RNA. It is a transcript of the gene MTERF1, whose product is annotated as mitochondrial transcription termination factor 1. The record is from RefSeq and is a predicted model, not a curated record. Bases 705 to 1916 code for a protein of 403 amino acids. NCBI's taxonomy places the organism in Eukaryota, Metazoa, Chordata, Mammalia, Primates, Galagidae. The transcript is spliced from 3 exons. Gene Ontology annotation, molecular function: double-stranded DNA binding. Gene Ontology annotation, biological process: regulation of DNA-templated transcription; termination of mitochondrial transcription. Gene Ontology annotation, cellular component: mitochondrial matrix.
GCGGCUGGGAGUUUGUUUUUGCUGUGAUUUCUUUUUUCUUUUUUAGAGGACUGUCUGCGCGACUCUGCCGUACUGCGCAGCCCCUUGAGCAGUUGCCCUUGGAGGAGGAAGAGGGGUGGAAGGAGCCUACACUGUAGAAUUACCUUGGUUUUUAGUUAACACCCACCUGGGUUCGAGGCAUACGCUUCACCUAGCUGAGACGAGCAAUCUGCAAUCUCUGUUGCAGAUUUUGUAAUUUUAGGGAUAAUUUAAGGAAUACCAUUUAAGUUCUUGGGGAGGUUAACUAAUGUGUGUGAAGCACUAAGCUUUGGUUUUACCAAACAUAUUCGUGAUUCCGCUCCCUUUCCAGGCGUGUACUUGCCGUGUAAUUUUCAGUGUGCGUAAGAGAUGCUUAGUUUGUAAGAGGUAAUGCAUCCCAGGAGAACACUAUGCAAAGUUUGCUGGGGUCAGUCUCUUUUAUCAUCUAUUAUGAUGUCCUGACAAUGUUUUGUCUGUGUGUGUGUGUGUGUGUGUGUGUGUGUGUUCCUUCUCUAGAGACAGCUGUUCUCCAGCCUUUCUGGAGAGUGCAGGUGUGUACCAUUUGCCGUGAAACAGUCAAUAUGUUGAGAGACAAGGUGUUGAAGAAAGAAAAGUGUGUUUCAUUUGUUGUGACAGCAAACUGAGAAGAUGGUGAACUGAUGUCCUAAAGAACCUUCUAAAUCAGUAUGAAUUUUAGACUCCUUUCUAUGUUAAGGCAAGGAAGGUACCUUUGCAAAAGCAUUCCACAAGGUUUGGGCUACCUGACCAUUAUGGCAUCAAGAAACCUCUGGUAUAUGAGAAGUUACUUUGGUUCAAGAUGUUGGAGGAUCCAGUUUUCAGCAGACAUCAUCUUCAAACCAGUUUCAGUUAGGCUUUUUGGUGUGAAGUGUGAUGAUACAAACCAUGAACCUUUGAAGAAUGAGGACCUAUUAAACAACUUACUUACUAUGGGAGUGGAUAUUGACAUGGCAAAAAAAAGACAGCCUGGAGUUUUUAAUAGAGUGGUUACAAAUGAACAGGACUUAAAGCUGUUCCUUCUGUCCAAAGGAGCUAGUAAAAAUGUGAUUGCUAGCAUCAUAUCAAGAUAUCCACGAGCCAUAACUCGUACUCCUGAAAGUCUUUCAAAACGGUGGGAUCUCUGGAGAAGGGUUAUGACAUCAGACCUUGAAAUUGUGAAUAUUCUGGAACGUUCUCCUGAAUCCUUUUUUCGGUCCGAUAACAACCUAAACUUAGAGAAUAAUAUCAAGUUCCUCUACUCAGUUGGAUUGACCCGUAAAUGCCUUUGUCGGUUGUUGACUAAUGCCCCUCGUACUUUCUCCAAUAGUCUUAAUCUGAACAAAAAGAUGGUUGAAUUUUUACAGGAAGUCUGUUUGUCAUUGGGUCACAAUGAUCCUGCAGAUUUUGUCAGGAAGACACUUUUUAAAAACCCUUUCAUCUUAAUUCAGAGCACCAAGCGGGUGAAAGCUAACAUUGAAUUUUUACAGUCAACUUUCAACUUGAACAGUGGGGAAUUACUUGUUCUGAUAUGUGGUCCAGGUGCUGAAAUCUUAGACAUUUCCACUGAUUAUGCCAAAAGAAACUACACAAAUAUAAAAGAGAAGCUGUUUUCUCUUGGAUGUACUGAAGAAGAGGUACAGAAGUUUGUCUUAAGCUAUCUAGAUAUGAUCUUCUUGGCAGAAAAAAAGUUUAAUGAUAAAAUAGACUGCCUCAUAGAAGAAAAAAUUAACAUUUCACAAAUAAUUGAAAAUCCUCGUGUUCUGGAUUCAAGCAUUAGUACUUUAAAAAGUCGAAUCAAAGAACUGGUAGAUGCUGGUUAUAACUUGAGUACAUCAAACAUUGCUCUUCUGUCUUGGAGUAAAAAAAGAUAUAUUGCUAAAUUGAAAAAGUUAGGCAGGUAGAACUUAAAAAAAAAUCAUGAUAUAGUGAUUUUUUUUUGAAUUUGGGCCUUUCAGAAAGGAGAGUUGAUUUUUUAACUACAGGUACACAGUGAUCCUUUGGCUCUUUUGCUUUAUAGGUUAAUAAAAACUAUUGGUAUACUCAAGUACUGUCCUUCUAGCUGUUUAUUCUCUAGUUUGAAUUAUUGCCCUACACCAUUAGAUAGUAUGAGCUGUGGCUGCUGUACAAAGGUAGUUCCUGAGUGCCAUGACAGAAUAAUGUGUGGAAAGAAAGUAAAAAUACUAAAAAUCUAACAAAGUAGAACAGAGAGAUUUUUCAUCCCAAGUUUUACCUUCUUCUUUAAACCCCAUUAGUCUGCUUCCUCCACUUCCCCCAGGAUUUACUGUUGGUGUAUCUUAAUUUCAUUCAGGACAGGGGCAACUGUAGUUAAGCAGAAUAAUGGUCACCUGAAGACACUGAUGUCUUAACUCCCAGGACCUAUGAAUAUGUCAUGUUAUAUUACAAAAGGAGUUUGCAGGUAUGAUUAAGUUAAAUCUGAUUAAAUGCUUUGAGAUGGGGAGAUUAUCCUUAAAUAUUUAAGGGACCUACUGUAAUUACAAAGUUCCUUAAAAUUGGAAGAGGGAGGCAAAAAAGGAGGUCAAAGUGAUGCAUAUAAGAA